Molecule: messenger RNA, 1971 nt
Organism: Adelges cooleyi (spruce gall adelgid)
Lineage: Eukaryota; Metazoa; Arthropoda; Insecta; Hemiptera; Adelgidae
Gene: RtGEF
Product: rho guanine nucleotide exchange factor 6
Exons: 12
Coding region: 355-1767 (470 amino acids)
Molecular function (GO): guanyl-nucleotide exchange factor activity; protein binding
Source: RefSeq, a predicted model, not a curated record
UUUAAUAAUUUUAUAUAAGAAAACAAAUAUUAUGUUAUACGAUUAUGUUGUUAAAUUCAAACGAUAUUCAGUAAACAAUUUCUCUUUUGUGAAAUAAUUCUCAGUCAAUACUCUAAGCUAAUCGUCUGAUAACUUAACACUAUGUAACUGUAUACAAUUAUUAACAUACAUAAAUAAAAUACUUCACAAUCGAAUUUAUGUUUUCCAAUAAUAUACUAAUGACUCAAUACUCCAACUAUAAACAUGUCGCAAACGACACAUUAUUAUUAAGCCGACGAUAAUCGAAAAUCGAAUGAUUACAGGACAAACGAAUUGCAAAUCUUUUGAUUUAUGACGUAACAUAAUUCCGGCAAAAUGUCAUCAAACGAUCCUCUAUUGGUGCAAGCCGUGUAUUCGUUUAAAGGAAAAAACAACGAUGAGUUGUGUUUGAAAAAAGGCGAUAUCGUUACUGUAACACAAAAAGAGGAAGGCGGCUGGUGGGAAGGUACCCUUAAAGAAAAAACUGGAUGGUUCCCAUCGAACUAUGUCCGGGAAUAUAUGCCUCAAGCAGAAUAUACAGCCGAUAGUAAUGUGCCAAACCUACCCGUUGAUCUAGUGGAACAGCUUAGGAGCAAUAGAGCCGUGGUCGUCAUGGACAUUGUAGAAUCGGAAAGAGCACACGUUACCGAAUUGAAAACGCUGAUACAAAGCUUUUUGAUUCCUCUAAAAAACUCAAAUAUAAUGACAGCUGACGAGUAUAAUCAGUUGAUAAACAACAUAGAAGAAGUGUCUAGAAUUCACGAAAGCCUACUAGAAUCGUUAGAACAAGCCGCUGCACAGUCUCAAAGCGAACAGAGAAUUGGCAAACUGUUUUUAAAUAAAGCUUCCAAUAUCCGAUCAGUGCAUUUGCAUUAUUGUUCUUCCCAUCCACGAGCGGUCAACAUUAUUGAAAAAUACAAGGAUGAAUUAAAUCAAGUAAUGGAAACUCAAGGUGCCGUUAGCCCCGGUAUUUUAGUGCUAACAGUUUCGUUAAGUAAACCGUUCCGAAGAUUGGAUAAGUACAGCGGAAUGUUGCAAGAACUAGAAAGGCAUUUAGAAGAAAAUCACGUCGACAGAGGAGACACGCAACGUUCGGUUUGGGUUUACAAAGAAAUUGCCUCCGUAUGUUUGUCAACGAGAAGACAAAAGGAACUCGAGUUGUCAAUAUUGAGUGGCGUUGUACAAGGUUGGGAAGGCGCAGACGCAGGCAGCCUAGGAGAUGUGAUCAAAAUCGGUUCAGUUGCGUUUAGUCCGGAACACAAAGACAGAUACCUUGUACUAUUUUCUACUCAUCUACUGAUUUUAUCCGUGUCGCAAAGACUUAGUUCGUUUAUAUACGAAGGAAAACUGCCAUUGACCGGUAUUUGUGUGAAAAAACUGGAAAACAGCGGAAGUGUUAAAAAUGCUUUUGAAAUAUCUGGACCGAUGAUUGAACACAUAAUAGCCGUUUGUCAAACAACAAAAGAGCAAAUAGAAUGGGUGCAAAAAAUCAACCAACAAUUAGGAACCAACAAAAGUGCCAUAAGUAAAACUUCAAGUACAUCAGCGGCGAAAGAUAACCGAUCUGUUUGGGAUGUCACGAGACUUCGACCCAUUCCGCCACUACAAUUUUAUCAUCACCAUAACGAAAAGAACGUUAGCGCAGGAAAGAAAUAUGAAAGGACAUUUGAAGAUGACGGGAAAGUGUUACGAGUGUUUGAAGCGUUUUGUUCGAAUACAAAGUCACGACACGCUAGUUCAGGAAAUUAAAGUGAUAUUGUAAAAAAACAACCGAGUCGGAAUCAACUUCAAAAGCUUCUUACCUACACUAUUAACUUAUUUGUUAACAAUUUUUUUUUUUUGUAAUUAUAAGAAAAAAUGUAUAAAUAUAAUAUAAUUUUUUAUACAUUGUAUUUAUUAAAAUAUAUUCCUAAUUGUUUUUUUAUCGCAUUCAAUUUAUCGUUAGUAUUAAAA